AGACAGCGGCUAGCUGGCGGGUCGCCGCCUCUUCACGCGGAGCGUGUCGAUCUCGCCCUGCAGCGCAGCUAACGGACCGCCUUCAGCCUCGCAGUCAGGAGAGAGACCGCUAGUUCUCCGCAAGCGAAGAGGAAGACGCUCGCGGCGCGCAGCGAUGAAGAGCAGCGCGCGCAGGACGCGUUCACGCGCAUGAUCCCGCACCGAGCGCCAAACUUUCAGAGGACGGACGCGCUGAUCCGGAUCCGAGUCGUCGAGAUAAAAGAGAAGAGGAAGAUCACUGGACGAGAAGAGAAAGACAGAAGACUGUUAGAAAGUGAAGGUAGAGGAAGAAAAAGAGAGCUAUGAUGGAUCCGUUACCUAUGGAUUCAGGAACAGUAGAUGAGUUGGUGGACUUCUGCAUACAAUCCUUUGACAGCGAAGGCACGAUUAAAGACACCUCCUUUGUAAAAAUGUUUCUGAUGAUGCAUCCUUGGUAUAUAUCUUCCACCGAUCUAUCCAAGAAACUGCUGCAAAAGUCACAGGAAGGAAGCGCUGAGGAUAUCAGAGCCAAAAUAUGCCACCUCGUCAAGUACUGGAUUUCCGAAUUUCCAGUAGAGUUUGAUCUGAAUCCUGCUUUGGCUGACCAGAUAAAAGACCUGAGAGAGAACCUGAACACUGGCGGCAAUGAAACACAGAGUCAAUUGAUUGAUGUAGAGAGUGUGCCCUCGUAUAAAUGGAAAAGACAGGUUACCCAGAGAGUUCCAUCAAUGUCAAAAAAGAGAAAAAUGUCUCUUUUGUUUGAUCACCUUGACCCCUGUGAGCUUGCUGAACAUCUGACCUAUCUGGAGUACAAAUCCUUCUGCAAAAUAAUGUUUCAGGAUUACCACAGCUUUGUGAUGCAUGGCUGUACGGUAGAUAACCCCAUCCUUGAGAGGUUUAUUACGCUCUUUAACAGCGUCUCGCAGUGGAUUCAGCUGAUGGUUCUGAGUAAACCAACUGCACCGCAGAGAGCUGCUGUGAUCGCACACUUCUUACAGGUCGCACAGAAACUGCUUCAGCUGCAGAAUUUCAACACGCUGAUGGCGGUGGUCGGGGGUCUCAACAACAGCUCCAUCUCUAGGCUCAAAGAGACACAGGCGCACAUCAGCAAUGAAACCAAUAAGAUCUUUAACAGUUUGCUGGACCUGCUGACGUCUUGCGGAAACUAUAGUCAGUACCGGCGCCGCUUCGCAGAAUGCACUGGUUUCCGAUUUCCGAUCUUGGCUGUUAAUCUCAAGGACUUGAUAGCUGUUCAUGUCGCUCUUGCGGACUGGACAGACCCUCAGAAGACUCGCGUCAACCUGACUAAAACUCAGCAACUCUAUGUCAUCCUCCAGGAACUGGCUCUCGUGCAAAACAAUCCUCCCAACAUCGAGGCCAACACAGACUUGCUCAAUCUACUUACAGUUUCUCUGGAUCAGUACCACACAGAAGAAGAGAUUUAUCAGCUCUCAUUACAGAGGGAACCCAGAGCUGCGAAACCAGCGAACUCAAGCUCCUCCUCCAGUCCAACUCCUAAACAGCCGUCAAUGAUUGACGAGUGGGCAGCAUCAGUCAAGCCCAAAGCUGAUCCUGCCAUCAUCAGCAAACAUAUCGAGAAGAUGGUGGAAUCUGUGUUCAAGAAUUUCGACACAAAUGGCGACGGCUUCAUCUCACGUGAGGAGUUUGAGUGUAUCAGGAAUAACUUCCCUUAUCUCAGCAAGUUCGGAGAACUCGAUAAAAAUCAGGAUGGAAAGAUCAGCAGAGAGGAGAUGAUAGAUUACUUCAUGAAGGCCAGUUCUUUGCUCAACUGUAAGAUGGGCUUCAUACACACCUUCAUUGAGACCACGUAUGUGAAACCCACCUUCUGCGAACACUGCACCGGCUUUAUAUGGGGAUUUUAUAAACAAGGAUACAAAUGCAAAGUUUGUGGUGUGAACUGUCAUAAAGCAUGUCAUGGACGCCUGACGGUCGAAUGCCGUAAAAGAACGAAGAGCAUCAGUCAUGAGACCCCACCGUCACUGCAGUCCAGAUCCUACAGCUUUCCUCUGCCCAGCAAUGCCCCGUCUAACCUGCAGAACACAGUCAUCACAGAAGAGGAUGUAGAGGCGGCUGAACAGGCUGUCUUUGACUGUCAUCUCUAAAUUGAUUUUUGUCCGACUUCAUGAAUGAUCAGCAUGUCGGCAAGGAGUCUCGCGUUGAGGCAAAUUUCUUCCAGUCGCGCCUAGCACAACAAUGUCGAAGGAAAAAAAAAGAUGUAAGAUAGGGGGUUGAACGUGGACAUGCUGCUAUCUGCUGGACUGAAGCUGCAACUGAUCUACCGCCUCCUCCCUGCUCAAGUCUGAAUGUAAUCUCGCACAUAUCUCACAAUAUCAAGCGUAUUUGUAGGAUUCAUCGUUAUGGUGUGCAUUCUUCCCAGGUUGCUUGAAAUACCUUUUAAUUAUAUAAAUGAAAAGGAGGAAUAUUCAGAGACUCUGAGGUACGGGAAAGUUUUUUUUGAGUACGUUCGCUGUAGUGAUACAAUCUUUGGUUAAAUGCAACUGAAUCGGAGCUUGAAGUCACCAGAGCGGUCGUGGUGGCAUAGAUCAGGCGUGUUGGCAUCUCUAAUAUUAUGCAACCAACUAUGUUAUUUAAACCUUUGAAUAUAUUGCAUCAAAAUGUUUCAAAUGAAUGUAUUUCGAAAGAGUUAACUGCAAUAAAUAAAAGAAGUAGUCGAUAUUUCAGCCGUAACUGAUGCAUCUGUUUUGAACGCUGUAAAAAAAACCGAAACAAUGAUCUGUAUAGAUAAAUUAUGAAGGAUUGUAGAAUUAAAAGAGUUAAAAGAAUCAACUGAAACAAUGGAUUUUUUGUAAAGCCAUUCACACCAUGACUGAACAUUCGCCAGACAAAGUUUGUUUGGUUGUUGUUGAGAAAAUAAGAUUUCAUCUUUCGGUUUUCAGCCGCGUAUCUGAGCAUUAAACACUAACCGAUAAAGAAGUGAAUUGAAAGAGUCAUACACUCAUGAUGGUUUAGAUGUAAUACAAAUGAAAUGGCUCCAUGGCUCCAGUGGAGAUUUGAAUGAUUUCCAAUACCUUAUUUUAGAAUGCUUCAAGUUAUCAAUAUAAAAAUGUGAAUAGGAAAAUGGCAUCUUCGUGGGAAAAAUGACAUUAUCAUGGCCUUUCGCUGAAGAACUAAAUCUAAUUAUAAUGGUUAUAAGUAGUUCUUGUGGUUCUGUGUUCAAAAGAUGUUUCCUUUUUCUGCCUCUGUUGUUGUGAGAUGCCAAAAACACCAUCUGUUUCACAACACUAGGUUCAAAGUUGAGAAUAUUCCCGCUCUGCCUCUUUUUUAAUGUACUGUAUGUCGUAGCAUUAGCUGUUAAGAUGUAAUUUACAAUUUUUUUCCAACGAUCUGAGAAAUGUUGAUAUUAGCCUGGGGAAUCUGACUCUUAUAUUACUUAGGCAUGUAACAUGUUUUGUAUGCAUAUUAACUGGUAUGCUUUUUUUCAUAUAUUCUAUGCUUUUCGUCGAAUGUUUUGUUUUAUUUGUACAGUGUUUUGUCAUUAAUUAAAAAAAUGAAGAUUUGUUUACAGUGACGAUGUAUUUUAUCUGUGGUGUUGCACACUGUAAUACAAAAGAUGAUUUUUUUUUUUUUCAUGGUGAUGACUGAAUGUAUUUUUUUCAUGCAACCAACUUUUUAAUGUGCAGGUCUGUAGGAUUUUUCAGUUACAAUAAAUAUCGAUAUCGCAAAAUCCA
Puntigrus tetrazona (Sumatra barb) is the source of this 3728-nucleotide messenger RNA. RefSeq names its product RAS guanyl-releasing protein 2. Gene Ontology annotation, biological process: Ras protein signal transduction; positive regulation of GTPase activity. Lineage: Eukaryota; Metazoa; Chordata; Actinopteri; Cypriniformes; Cyprinidae. The transcript has 17 exons. Bases 342 to 2141 code for a protein of 599 amino acids. Gene Ontology annotation, cellular component: plasma membrane. The record is from RefSeq and is a predicted model, not a curated record. Gene Ontology annotation, molecular function: calcium ion binding; guanyl-nucleotide exchange factor activity.